This is a messenger RNA of Cordyceps militaris CM01, 1980 nucleotides long. RefSeq names its product alpha-actinin, sarcomeric (f-actin cross linking protein). Gene Ontology annotation, cellular component: actin filament bundle; cortical actin cytoskeleton; cell projection. The transcript has 3 exons. Gene Ontology annotation, biological process: actin cytoskeleton organization; actin filament bundle assembly. Gene Ontology annotation, molecular function: calcium ion binding; actin lateral binding. The record is from RefSeq and is a predicted model, not a curated record. Lineage: Eukaryota; Fungi; Ascomycota; Sordariomycetes; Hypocreales; Cordycipitaceae. Bases 1 to 1980 code for a protein of 659 amino acids.
AUGGUACGGGGACUUCUGAACGAUGGCAUUGACACGUCUCUAAUGUAUACGGGAUAUAGGCUGAAUGCGAAGCUGAUACAACGGGACUUGGAGGUUAAAGAUAUCGUCAAGGACAUGGGAGAUGGAGUCCUGCUCAUCCACCUUUUAGAAUGUCUUUCAGGCGAAUCACUUGGACGUUAUGCCUCGAAACCCAAACUACGAGUACAAAAAUUCGAAAAUUCCAACCUUGCCCUCGACUUUAUUCGAUCACGCGGUGUUCAGAUGACGAAUAUUGGAGCCGAGGAUAUUGUCGACGGCAACCGCAAAAUUGUGCUUGGUUUAAUAUGGACACUAAUUUUGCGCUUCACCAUCAGCGAUAUUAAUCAAGAGGGCAUGUCGGCCAAGGAAGGCUUGCUGCUCUGGUGUCAACGCAAGACGGCAUGCUACGACGAGGUGGAGGUUCGCGACUUUAGCACUAGUUGGAACGACGGUCUUGCAUUUUGUGCCUUGCUCGAUAUUCACAGACCCGAUCUCAUCGACUUUGACUCCCUCGACAAGUCGGAUCACAAGGGAAACAUGCAGCUUGCGUUUGAUCUGGCAGCGGAAGAAAUCGGCAUUCCGAAGUUGCUGGACGUCGAGGAUGUGGCCGACGUUGCCAAGCCCGAUGAAAGAAGUUUGAUGACCUAUAUUGCCUACUGGUUCCAUGCCUUUUCUCAGAUGGAAAAGGUUGAGAAUGCCGGUCGACGAGUUGAGAAAUUCGUCAACAGCGUACAAGGUGUUUGGGAAAUGCAGAGCACGUAUGAAAAGCGUAUGGCCGAGCUGCUGAAAAAUAUAAAUACUCAAAGGGAUGAUUGGUCGCAAUCCACCUUCGAAGGCACCUAUGCCGACGCAAAGGCUCAAGCUGCCGAGUUUUCCAAAUACAAGCGUGGUCAGAAGCGAGACUGGGUAGCAGAGAAGAGCCAUUUGGCGACCCUGCUUGGAAAUAUCAAGACAAAGUUGGGAACAUAUCGCCUUCGACCAUAUGAACCACCCGCUCAUCUAAGUCUCGACAAGCUCGAGGAUGACUGGACGGCUCUGUCCCAGAAAGAGAUGGGCCGGGCACAACUGAUUAACGAGACUAUUCGAGAUAUCAAAAAUUCCCUUCGCAAGUCUUUUGCCGACAAGGCCAAUGAUUUCGCCAUGGCGCUCAAGACUAUGCAGAUGGCCAUCUCGGGCCUCGACGGCGAUCUAGAAGAUCAAUUACACCACGUCAGAAAGCUGAGCAGUAAUUUGGCACCUCUCGAUAGAUAUCUCGAGACCAUCCUGGAUGUGGAGACCAAGUGCAUCGAGGCAAACAUUGAAGAAAACGACUUUACCACCUAUUCAUACGACGAGCUUGCAUACGAACUCGCAUUGGUCAAAUCAUCUGUCCAGAAGAAGCUCGCAUUUUUGGAAAAUCAACUGGUUGCGCGAAACAUGACAAACUUGACGCCUAUUCAGCUGGAGGAAUUUGAAAGCGUAUUCCGCCAUUUCGACCGCGACGACUCCAACGCGCUCCAAGAACUAGAAUUCAGCGCUGCCUUAGCGUCUUUGGGCCUCGUCUUCUCCGAGGACGAGAUGCACGACUACUUCUCUCAGACUUCUGGGGGCCGAGAUGAGGUUACAUUUGAGCAAUUUAUUCGGUUCAUGGUUGACGUGACAGAAGACCAAAACACUGCUGAGCAGGUGUUUCAGUCGUUCCGCGAAGUCGCAGAUGGCAAGCCUUAUGUUACGGAGAUGGACCUCCGACAUAGCCUUGUUCCUGAUGAAGUCAUUGAGCAACUCAGUCGAAUCAUGCCAGAGCAUACGGGGCCGGAUAUGUCGGAUGAUCGAGGAAUGCCGCAAUACGACUACAUUUCAUUUAUGGAGAAGAUGCUCAACAAUCAGAAAGAGAGCGACCAGGUUCCCAGUGGUGUACUGCAGGACAGAACAAACGUGGGAGAUGCUGGUCCCCGUAAGGGCGUCAAGGCGAAUGGCUGGUAG